AUGACGGCCAUUCUACAAAGAAUGGCACAUCUACCAAGCACCAGCUCUGCGAGUCUUCCGGACACGGAGGAAUCCUCUUCACGUGUCACUACGCAGGAGGAAAUCGCACCGCCAAUGGGUGAGCAGGACUUUGCUUUAAAAUCGGAGGUUAUCCAGCAGAGUAAUUCGGCAGUUGAGACGCAGGAGAUUCCAUCCACCUCUCAGGGCUCUCGCGCUGUGUCCUUUACUACACCCGUAGGACCAGACGUGAUGGAGACUUCGGAUUGCGAACCUGAGAACUUGGUCCCUGAUUUCAAAGUGGACCUACUAGGAGAUGAUAAUACUGAUAAGACAAUGGGUGCUCCAGUACAUAAUCUAAUUGAUGAAAAAUGGUCGCCCAUAUUUUCCAACGGCCUAUCCAAGGAAUCAAGAGAAGCAUUAUUAAAGAAAUACCCGGUUCCGCAGAAUUUACAUACGGCAAAGGCUCCAACACUAAAUACUGAGAUUCGCCACAGUAAGCUGUACGAAUUUGUAGCAUUGCCAUUUGGGUUGUCAACAGCACCCUAUAUAUUUACCAAAAUUCUUAAGCCAGUGGCGGCCUUUUUGAGAGGGAAGGGAUUCCUAUCCAUAAUAUAUCUAGACGAUUUUUUGUUAUUAGGCGACUCAGUAGGUGAAUGUGUCUCCAAUGUAAGAGUAACUCUUCGGUUGCUGAAAAGUCUGGGAUUUAUAGUUAAUCAUGACAAGUCUGAUUUAGCUCCUAGUCAAUUUAAGAAAUUCUUAGGAUUUAUAUUCAAUUCUAGAGAAAUGUCUAUUGAGUUACCAGAAGAUAAGAGAUUGGCAAACCUGCAGCGUAUAAAAAAGUUCUCCAAAAUGAAAUCUUGCAAAAUUAGACAAUUUGCAAGCUUGAUUGGCUCUCUGAUCUCGAUCUGUCGGGCGACUCCCUAUGGUUUCUUAUAUACUAGAGACUUUGAGAGAGAAAAAUUUUGGGCGUGCAGGGAAUAUGACAACGAUUUCGACAAAACUAUGCGCUUGCCAUCGUCUCUUCAGCCAGAUUUUAAAUGGUGGAGUAACACGUUGCGUUGCUCACCUAUUUCCAGUCCACUAAAUAGUCCUGAAUUUAGUUUUGUAAUUUAUACGGAUGCUUCCCUCACAGGUUGGGGUGCAUCCAUGGAAAAUCAGUCAACGCAUGGCUGGUGGUCAGACGAAGAGAAAGCGGAGCAUAUAAACUUUUUAGAAUUAAAAGCGGUAGAAUACGCACUAAAGUGCUUUGUGAGUAGCGAGUCUUCUAAACAUAUUUUGUUACGUGUUGAUAACACUACGGCAAUUGCAUAUAUAAACAAGAUGGGCUCGAUACAAUUCCCGAAACUAGCUGCUCUAGCUAAAGUUAUUUGGCAAUGGUGCGAGGUUAGAAAUUUACACCUUUUGGCGUCGUACAUUUCAUCUGAGGAUAAUUAUAUUGCUGACGCCGAAUCCAGAGUUAUCUCAACGGAGACAGAGUGGGAACUAAACGCUUCGGCGUUUGAGGAAAUUUCGGACCAAUUUGGCCCAUUUGAUAUCGAUCUUUUUGCGACCUAUGCUAAUUCUAAAUGCGAUAGUUUUUGUUCGUGGUUCCCCGAUCCCCUCUCAGUUGCAGUGGAUGCCUUUACAGUAGACUGGAGUCGGGUUUACUUCUAUGCUUUUCCCCCAUUUGCUAUUAUCACAAAAACUUUAAGAAAGAUUAUAAAGGAUAAGGCAGAAGGGGAAACAACAUCCGGUUUGGUCCAACAUUUCCCUGGCAGCAGGGAAAUUAUCAGCGAAGCAUUUCGUCGGAAAGGAUUUCCUGAACGAUCCUUAGAGGUAGUCCUAGCAUCCUUGGCUAAGGGAACCAUAGCCCAAUAUUCAAAACCUAUCAGGCUUUGGUGGGAAUUCUGCAUAAAGCGUUCACUAGAUUGGUUCCACCCUGACGUAACGCUCGUAUUGGAAUUCCUGACGGAUCAGAUGGAAACUAUCACCUCAUAUGGAACAUUAAACACAUAUCGGUCGGCACUUGCCUUGAUAUCAGACAUAAGUUUGGGCUCGGAUGAGAGAAUUAAGCGUUUUUGCAGGGGAGUGUCGGUUCUUAAGCCCGCUAGACCAAAGUAUGCACUCACAUGGGAUCCAUCUCCAGUGGUGACUUACUUGGCUUCGUUAUGGCCUUACGAGGACCUAGAUAUUAGUAUUGUUACAAGGAAGGUAGCUACUUUAUUAGUAUUAGCAUCCGCUCAGAGAGUACAAACAAUUUCACUUAUAAAACGCGCUAAUAUCCACUUUGGAGAUCCAACUAUCGUUAAAAUUCCGGAUCGGGUUAAGACUUCCGGAAUCAAUCGUAACCAGCCUUAUAUGUCUUUCCCGAGGUUUAAGGACCAUCCUUCGUUAUGUAUAGUGACUAUACUUCAUUAUUACAUGGAUAAGACUAAGCAUGUAUUACCAGGCUCUUCGGAUGCACUUUUAUUAACUUAUGGUAAACGAAUCCGUGCUGCUUCGUCACAAACGAUCAGUAGAUGGGUCAAACAAAUUUUAUUUGAAGGCGGAAUUGAUACAUCAGUUUUUUCAACACAUUCGACGCGUCACGCCGCUUCCUCGUCAGCGGCACGUCUUGGCAUUAAUAUUGACGAGAUUCGUCGCUCAGCGGGUUGGUCGCAUAAUUCGACUACCUUCGCUAAGUUUUAUAAUCGCCCGUUAGUACCAACGGGAGAUAUAGCGACAGCAGUUAUCCUUAAUAAGUCUUUAUAA
Vollenhovia emeryi is the source of this 2730-nucleotide messenger RNA. RefSeq lists its product as uncharacterized. The record is from RefSeq and is a predicted model, not a curated record. The transcript is spliced from 4 exons. The coding region runs from base 1 to 2730 and encodes 909 amino acids. Lineage: Eukaryota; Metazoa; Arthropoda; Insecta; Hymenoptera; Formicidae. Gene Ontology annotation, molecular function: DNA binding. Gene Ontology annotation, biological process: DNA integration; DNA recombination.